This is a messenger RNA of Poecilia reticulata (guppy), 3468 nucleotides long. It is a transcript of the gene ppp1r14c, whose product is annotated as protein phosphatase 1, regulatory (inhibitor) subunit 14C. The record is from RefSeq and is a predicted model, not a curated record. Gene Ontology annotation, cellular component: cytoplasm. Gene Ontology annotation, molecular function: protein serine/threonine phosphatase inhibitor activity. NCBI's taxonomy places the organism in Eukaryota, Metazoa, Chordata, Actinopteri, Cyprinodontiformes, Poeciliidae. Gene Ontology annotation, biological process: regulation of phosphorylation.
GUCUGCCGUGCAGCUCCGCAGUCUUUCUCUCCCUCCCCACUUCCUAUCCACUUCAUUAACACAUAUAUCCAAGCAACAAGCCCUCUCAUCCCGCUAUGUCGGCCGCCAGCACCGAAACCAGUGCCCCUCUGCCCACCGCAGGCGGCCGCGUCUUCUUCCAAGGUGCGCCCCCCGGUGUGGGCUGCGUGAGCUCCGGCCCCAUCAACGGUGAGGACCCGGUGCAGAAGAAGCAGGGGAAAGUGACGGUCAAGUACGACAGGAAGGAGCUGCGGAAGAGACUCGUGCUGGAGGAAUGGAUCAUCGACGAGCUCAGCAAGUUGUAUGACUGUGAGGAGGACGAGAUGCCAGAGGUGGAGAUUGACAUUGAUGACUUGUUGGAGGUCAACAGUGAUGAUGAGAGAGCCAGCAAACUACAGGAAUCCCUAACAGACUGCUACAAACCCACAGAGAACUUUGUCAGUGAGUUGCUGUGCAGGAUAAGGGGGAUGAGGAAACUCAGCGCUCCGACCAAGAAGGGCCUAUAAUGGCUUACUUGUCCAGUAUCAACCAACCAUAAACUACAUCACUACAGCUUCACCUACUUUACUCACCCAACAUGAACUGUCAUAAUGCAGAAUUGUUUAUCAAAACUCUAGGAAACACCCCGCAAUCUGCCAACAUGCACCACGAUAUCCAUAAUCUGGCACCCGUCAUUCAUUUUAAAGCACAGAGGAUUACAAGUCAUGAUAACAUAAGACUGUUGACAAUUACUUGCGCAAAAAAAAGAAAAGAAAGAAAAGAAACUGUGUGUUUUGAGUGAUGGAUAAAAUGUCCAGCCCAGGAAUGUGCCCGUAUGUUUAUAACAAGAAUAUCACCACCUAAAUCUAGAUGUUCAAUUCACACUUUUUUAAGACCAAAAGAAUUGGGGAAAAAAAAAAACAAAAAAAAAACUUUAAGACAAAACAAGAAAGACAUUAAUCAAAGGAGGUGGUUUAAAAAAAGUUACUGUAGGUGCACAAUUAGCUGUAGCUCUAUACAAACACAAUUCUUCAUAAUUAAGUUUUUUCUUCUUUUACUGGAGUGUCUGCUGUUACGUCACAAGAAAAAACAAAACAAAAAAAAACAUAUGUGGUCAUUUCUUGUUCACGUGAGUCAAAAGUGGUUUGACAGCCAUUUUUUCUCGUCAACCUUUUUGUCCACAUCACAUCAGUGCUAUGAGAUGCGAAGGAGAGCUGUUCUUUUGAUUUUUAAGCACAGAGCGUUAUAAUUAUACAUAAUUAAUCUGUUCGGUCCAUUGUUUUAAUGUAAAACCUCUGACUGGAGUGGCGACAUAUUUAACGAAACACUACCAAUAUUUUUGCUAGUUAUUAAAUGUUGUACUUUUCAUCUCAGCAAGGCAUGAUGGGUGUUGCAGUUCUCCGUUUCGAGACUACAAAAACCUGUAUGAUUGGCAGCCUUUCAUUGAUCGUGUUCUUCGUGCUCCGUCCGAGGGCUGAUGUGACCAUUUAUGCUCCGACGUUGGAGGUUAUUCUCAUUGGCUUCAUUUACUUCCGCCAACAUGUUUUUUUCUGAUAACGGACAAUGUUGCCUUUAAGGACAUUCAGGAUGAGUUCCUCAAGCCUCAGCUACCGACAGACAGCUGAAGGGUAAAUGUCGUGAGGUCAAACAUGCAGUACAUUGGUUGUAAAGAGUUCACACACUCCUAUUAAAACACCAGAGUUAUGUGAUGUAAAAAAAAUUCGCUAAGAUAAGUGAUUUUAGAGUGUUUUCCACCUUUAAUGUGUCCGAUAACACGCGCAACAAAAUUUUUUUUAAAUAUUGAAAUCUUUUGGGGUAAUGAAACAAUAAUGUGGUUGCACAUACACAAGAAAAUGCUUUGUCGCAGCUGCUUUGGGUUUUAUUGUCACACCGCCCUCAUGCAUCAAGACCACGCAAAGUUUCCCGACUGCCCUUUAAAAUUGUGAAGUUGUCUUCCGUGUUCUUGCGAUUGACACUUUUUGACGUCGAGAUCCUGCUGAUGAUUUAAAAGCUCUACGCAAACCACGGCUUUCUCUGUGACAUGGAAAAACCUGCCACAAUUGUUGAAUUGUAUUUAGUGUUAAUCAGAGGCACUUUGAUUAACACCAAAAUUUCCCUAAAAUGCAAAAUGUUUUUUUUUUUUCCUUUUGAUCGAGAUGCUUAAAGGUCACAUUAAAGGUGGAAAUGUUUCAGCAUCACUAAAAUCUCCCAUUCAAACAGGGGUGUGGUAACUUUUUAGAUCCAUUUGAAAGGCAACACUCCAAUCAGUCAUGUUCUGUAACUGAGUGUGUGCAAAAUGUCAUGUGUCCUGAGUCAUAAUUUUCAUGCUGAAUUUUAAAACAGACUGUUUUUUAGGUUAUAACUAAGAGAAUACAAACUUUAAGGCGUUUAAACCUGUGCAUUUUGCAGAGGAUGCUGCAACUGCAUAUAACCAGGUUUAAAAGGAUGAAGAUGAAGGUAUCAAUUAAUGAUGGUGGCCUUUAAUUACACCAACAACACCAACAAACCUGUAGACUCUGAUACAAUCACGCAUUAUGGCUUUGGGCUCAGUAAUUUUCAAAGUAGAUGUACCAGUUAGAUCGGGGCAGACUAACACCUGCCACUGGAUCCAUCAACUUCUAAAGAAAAAAAGCAGAACAAUGUUGGUUUAAAACAUAAGAGAGACACCCAUUUGCAUGCUAACAACAGAGAUUCAUAGAGAGUAUAAUAUAAUCUUAUAUUUAAGCAAAAAACCAUCUUUUUUUGACUUGCCUAAGAUGUAUGACUUUGUAGAUCAAUUACUGUGGAGUCAACGUGAGUGUCACGUUGGAAAGAAUCCAGGAAAAAUUUAAAUGGUGCUGUUUUUGAUGUUCUUCCCAGAAUUUAGUUGUGUAUAAAAAAAGCGUUUUCACUGUUGAAUGAUGCCAGAGAAAUGUGUUUGAAAGAAACAUGUCUGUUUAAAACCGGAUUUUAUCUUUUUUUUUUUUUUCCCUCAGUGGGUACUGGCCCAGUUAAGGGUAUAACGUGUAACAAAGAUCGCAUGUUUGCCAGAUGAAGCCAUUAAUGGAAACUGGGAUACAUUUUUGCUGAGGUCAUCUAAACUAUUUUCUCUCAAGGAUCAGUUCAGGGACAAGAGGCUGAUAUUUUAUAAGUUAUUGGAUUUCAUGUGGAGAGUGUUUUGAAAGUGACUGUUUUAGAAAGCUUUACAUUUGCAUGAAUUUUUAAAGUAGCAUGUCGAGGGGGAAACAUUUUUUUUGCCCAAAGUUGUGUUUUGUUUUUUUUUUAUUUCAUAAAUUUAAACACUUUCCUUUUUAUACAUUUACAAUGAUUAAUGCUAUUGCUUUUAUCACUGAUGCUAGGAAUAACCUAUUCAGGUUUUAAGCUGAACUUUUACUUCGUACAUCCACAAUGAGUAUUCCUGUUUAUAAAAUGUAAUGUGGUGUGUGGUUUGUUUUUUGCUGAUAAAGAAAAUAAAUAAAAAAAUGCAGAAUA